Schistocerca nitens (vagrant locust) is the source of this 1686-nucleotide messenger RNA. It is a transcript of the gene MFS3, whose product is annotated as sialin. Gene Ontology annotation, molecular function: transmembrane transporter activity. The coding region runs from base 20 to 1552 and encodes 510 amino acids. Gene Ontology annotation, biological process: transmembrane transport; monoatomic anion transport. The record is from RefSeq and is a predicted model, not a curated record. The transcript is spliced from 11 exons. Lineage: Eukaryota; Metazoa; Arthropoda; Insecta; Orthoptera; Acrididae.
CAGUUCGCUGGGGACAGCCAUGCAGGACGCCAAGGAAGCCGAGUUGCAGCGCGAGCGGCUCAUGAAGCAGCCCGUCGCUCAGAUGGAGCUGCGUGAGCACGAGCACAAGUACCCGAUCGGCGGGAACCUCUUUGGGUGCAGUUUUUUCAAGGCCCGGUACCUGUUCGCCGUGCUAGCAGCGGUGUCGUUCGCCAUCAUCUAUGGGCUGAAGGUGAACCUGAGCGUGUGUAUCGUGGCGAUGGUCAACCAGACGUACAUAAUGCAGGAGCACAUAAUGCACCAGCACUCCAACGACUCCGGCAGCUCCGGCCAUGAGUGCCCGGAUGACCCCGACGUUCACGCCUCAUCAGAGGGACAGAUAGACGAGGAUGGGCCAUUCAAUUGGUCUGAGACGCAGCAAGGCCUCCUGCUGGGUGCCUACUUCUGGGGGUACAUGGUGAGCGAACUGCCUGGCGGCCGGAUGGCUGAGGUAUACAGCGCGCGCUGGGUCAUGUUCACUGCUGUUGCCAUCAAUGUGCUGGGCACUGUGCUCACGCCACCCGCGGCCUACUUCCAUUUCUACUGCCUGGUUGCGCUGCGUGUGCUCGAGGGCAUUGGAGGGGGUUUGACUUUCCCAGCGAUGCAUGUUAUGAUCUCUCACUGGGCUCCACCUCAUGACCGUGCUGUCCUUACUGCCAUCAUAUAUGCAGGUACAGCAUUGGGUACUGUGAUAUCCUUCCCCUUAUCUGGAGUCAUUGCUGGCUUUUUAGGUUGGGAAUGGGUCUUCUAUAUUAUGGGAGCUCUAGCUUCAAUCUGGCUUGUACUCUGGAUCUGCCUCAUAAAAGACACUCCUGAACAACAGUACUUCAUCACUGAGGAGGAGAGGAAUAUGAUAAUGGAUACAACUGGUGACAGGGUGCACCAUUCAACACGCCACGUUCCAUGGAAAGAAAUGUUUACUUCAAUGCCUUUCUAUGCCAUUCUUGUGUGUCAUUUCUGUGGCAAUGUGGGUUGGUACAUGUUGCUGAUGCAACUGCCAUCAUACAUGAAGCAUAUUUUGCACUUCCCAAUUAAAAAGAAUGCUGGCCUAUCUGCACUCCCUUAUUUCUGCAUGUGGCUUUUCACCUUAAUUCUGGGCAAAACACUUGAAGCCCUUGAAGACAAGGGUGUGAUUUCACAAACUGGUUAUAGGAAGAUUGCCACAUCAAUAUCAUCUCUAGGAGGAGGUGCCUGUCUUGUUGCUGUAACCUAUGUUGGCUGUAAUAAGGUUGCAGCAGUUACCCUUAUGACCUUUGCAGUCACAUUCAUGGGUGCCAUGUUUGAUGGAUACUUGGGAAACCAUAUAGAUAUUGCACCUCACUUUGCUGGCACAAUGAUGGCUAUCACAAAUACUAUAGCUACAAUACCAGGAAUUACUGUCCCUGUGCUUGUGGGCUACCUCACUGAAGGACAUCAAACAAUUGCUCGGUGGAGGGCAAUUUUCUAUGGAACAUUUGGGGUUAAUAUCUUCCUCUUUAUAUUCUACAUGAUAUUUGGAACAGGUGUUGAACAACCAUGGAACAAAAUUGAUUAGCUGCUACUGGCGUUGAUGGCUUAUUUAAUUUAAAUAGUGUCAAGCUUUAUUCCUAUUUUGUGAUAAUUUUAUUUAAAGUUACAUUGUAUUUAAUAUUGUUGAAAUGUGUACAAGUGAUGUGUAUGUGCAAAUAA